Messenger RNA from Rattus norvegicus (Norway rat), 6450 nucleotides. RefSeq names its product DNA ligase 3 (gene Lig3). NCBI's taxonomy places the organism in Eukaryota, Metazoa, Chordata, Mammalia, Rodentia, Muridae. Gene Ontology annotation, molecular function: ATP binding; DNA ligase (ATP) activity; zinc ion binding. Gene Ontology annotation, biological process: mitochondrion organization; negative regulation of DNA metabolic process; base-excision repair. The record is from RefSeq and is a predicted model, not a curated record. Gene Ontology annotation, cellular component: nucleus; mitochondrion; nuclear lumen.
AUGACUUUGGCCUUUAAGACCCUCUUCCCGAGAAACCUCUGUGCCCUUGGCAGAAAAGAACUGUGCCUGUUUUCAGAACAGCAUCACUGGCCUGCCAUAAGACAGUUCAGCCAGUGGUCGGAAACAAAUCUCCUUUGUGGGUGCUGCCUCCUCCAGAGAAGAAAGCCUGUCCUAUCUUUCCAGAGAGGUCAUCUAAGACCACGUGCCACCCACCUUAUUUCGUGGUCAGGGUCGCAUGUGGGACUCUGUACUGGCCCCUGUGAGAUGGCCGAACAGCGGUUCUGUGUGGACUAUGCCAAGCGGGGCACAGCUGGCUGCAAGAAAUGCAAGGAGAAGAUUGUAAAGGGCGUAUGCCGCAUUGGCAAAGUGGUACCCAAUCCCUUCUCAGAGUCUGGGGGUGAUAUGAAAGAGUGGUACCACAUUAAGUGCAUGUUUGAGAAACUGGAGCGGGCGCGGGCCACCACAAAAAAAAUUGAAGACCUCACAGAGCUGGAAGGCUGGGAAGAGCUGGAAGAUAAUGAAAAGGAACAGAUAAGCCAGCACAUUGCAGACCUGUCUUCCAAGACAGCUGCCACACCGAAGAAGAAAGCUACUGUCCAGGCUAAGCUGACAACCACUGGCCAAGUGACAUCACCAGUGAAAGGCGCUUCGUUUAUUACCAGUACCAAUCCCCGGAAAUUUUCUGGCUUUUCAGCCAAACCGAACAACUCUGAGCAAGACCCCUCAAGCCCUGCUCCUAAGACCAGUCUGUCCGCAAGUAAAUGUGACCCUAAGCACAAAGAUUGUCUACUACGAGAAUUCCGGAAGCUGUGUGCCAUGGUAGCUGAAAAUCCUAGCUAUAACACCAAGACCCAGAUCAUCCACGACUUCUUGCAGAAAGGCUCCACAGGAGAUGGCUUCCGAGGCGAUGUGUACCUGACAGUGAAGCUGCUGCUGCCUGGUGUCAUCAAGAGUGUGUACAACUUGAAUGAUAAGCAGAUAGUGAAACUGUUCAGCCGAAUUUUUAACUGCAACCCAGAUGAUAUGGCCCGGGACCUAGAACAGGGUGACGUGUCCGAGACGAUCAGAGUCUUCUUUGAGCAGAGCAAGUCUUUUCCCCCAGCUGCCAAAAGCCUCCUCACCAUCCAGGAGGUGGAUGCAUUUCUUCUGCACCUCUCCAAGCUCACCAAAGAGGAUGAGCAGCAGCAGGCCCUGCAGGACAUUGCUUCCAGGUGUACAGCCAAUGACCUUAAGUGCAUUAUCCGGCUGAUCAAACACGAUCUGAAGAUGAACUCGGGUGCAAAACACGUGUUAGAUGCCCUUGACCCCAAUGCUUAUGAAGCCUUCAAAGCAUCACGCAACCUGCAGGAUGUGGUGGAGCGGGUCCUUCACAAUGAGCAGGAGGUGGAGAAGGACCCAGGCCGGCGUCGGGCUCUGAGUGUCCAGGCCUCAUUGAUGACACCUGUGCAACCCAUGCUGGCUGAGGCCUGCAAGUCCAUUGAGUAUGCAAUGAAGAAGUGUCCCAAUGGCAUGUUCUCUGAGAUCAAGUACGAUGGUGAGCGAGUCCAGGUGCAUAAGAAGGGAGACCAUUUCAGCUACUUCAGCCGCAGUCUCAAGCCUGUCUUGCCUCACAAGGUGGCCCACUUUAAGGACUAUAUUCCCAAAGCGUUUCCUGGGGGUCAAAGCAUGAUCUUGGACUCUGAAGUGCUCCUGAUUGAUAACAACACAGGCAAACCACUGCCCUUUGGGACCCUGGGAGUACACAAGAAAGCUGCUUUCCAGGAUGCUAAUGUCUGCCUGUUUGUUUUUGAUUGUAUCUACUUUAAUGAUGUCAGCUUGAUGGACAGGCCUCUCUGUGAGCGACGGAAGUUUCUUCAUGAUAACAUGGUUGAAAUCCGUAACCGGAUCAUGUUCUCAGAAAUGAAGCAAGUCACAAAAGCUUCAGACCUGGCUGACAUGAUAAACCGGGUGAUCCGAGAGGGCCUGGAAGGUUUGGUGCUAAAGGAUGUGAAGGGUACAUAUGAGCCUGGAAAACGACACUGGCUGAAAGUUAAGAAAGACUAUUUGAACGAGGGGGCCAUGGCUGAUACAGCUGAUCUGGUGGUUCUUGGGGCCUUCUAUGGGCAAGGGAGCAAAGGUGGAAUGAUGUCCAUCUUCCUCAUGGGCUGCUAUGACCCCGACAGCCAGAAGUGGUGCACUGUUACAAAAUGUGCUGGAGGCCAUGACGAUGCCACACUUGCCCGCCUGCAGAAAGAGCUAGAUAUGGUGAAGAUUAGCAAGGAUCCUAGCAAGAUACCCAGCUGGCUGAAGAUCAACAAGAUCUACUAUCCUGACUUUAUCGUCCCAGACCCAAAGAAAGCUGCUGUGUGGGAGAUCACAGGAGCAGAAUUCUCUCGAUCUGAGGCGCAUACUGCUGAUGGGAUCUCCAUCCGAUUUCCUCGAUGCACCCGAAUCCGGGAUGACAAGGACUGGAAAUCUGCCACUAACCUCCCCCAACUCAAGGAACUGUACCAGCUGUCCAAAGACAAGGCAGACUUCGCUGUGGUGGCUGGAGAUGAGGGGAGCUCCACUACUGGAGGCAGCAAUGGUGAGAAUGAGGGCACUGCUGGGUCUACUGUGCCCCGCAAGGGCCCCAAGGGACCCCCCAGUAAGUCCUCUGCCAGUGCCAAGAAGACUGAACAGAAGCUGAAUGAUCCCAGUAGCAGAGGUGGAGAGAAGCUGGCUGUGAAGUCUUCUCCUGUCAAAGUGGGGAUGAAGAGGAAAGCUGCUGAUGAGACCCCAGGCCUGACAAAGAGGCGGCGGGCCAGCCGGCAAAGAGGAAGGAGAGCUAUGCGAACAGGCAGGAGAUAGAGCUGGCCUAGCAGGAGGCUGAAAGCCCACCCAGCCGCAGUGUUGUUAACAGUUCACAUUAAAGAAGGAAGCCCACUGUGGCGGUGGGGUGCAGCACGUUUGUGUCUGUCUCUCCGAGCAGGUCUACCCAGCAAAGAGAAGGGAGACUGCCAUGACAUAGACAACAGCUGAGGAGCCUGUUUUCCCUUUCGACAGUCCCUGGUCUGGCAACAUCGAUUGAGAACCUGAGAUCAGGAACUACUAGCUAGUCUAUGGUACCCUGGGUAGCUUCUGGCCAUGAUUAACAGAUUGUACCCAUUCCCAAGCGUACAUACAGAGGUUGACAUCUCAGGGCCUACACCUAGUUCUCAGUGAAACCACUCCCAUAUCUCUGCCCUCCCUGAAGCCCUUGAACUUAUCUACCCUGAUGAGCAAGACUCCUAGGCCCUCUGACUAGGUAGCUGUGCAGAACAAACUGAUCUUCCAGGGUAUUUUGUAUUGGGUGGUUCUUGGAGAAACGUCCUUUCCCCAAACAGUUUAACUGGAUCUCAGAAGUUAGAGCCCAUCACUUUCCUCAUUUUUCUUAAAGUCAGGAAGAACUGUCAGACCAUGGUUAUUUUGAAUGACUGGAGGAGGGGUUAGCAACACCUCUGUCUUUUCUCCAGUAAACUAUCUGUGUCCUAAGACUGGACUCCAGGCAUCCAUCCCCAGCUGUCCUUUAAUCAGGUGGGUCAAGUCCCACGUGCACCCAGACUAGGGCUCACUCUGGAUGAACUCUGUUUGCAGGCGCUGUUGGAUGUCUUCACUGGGGUGAGGCUCUACUUGCCACCUUCUACACCAGACUUCAGACGGCUCAAACGUUACUUUGUGGCAUUCAACGGGGACCUGGUACAGGAAUUUGACAUGGCCUCAGCCACACAUGUGCUGGGUAACAGGGACAAGAACACUGAUGCCCAGUUGGUCUCUUCAGAGUGGAUUUGGGCAUGCAUCCGGAAACGGAGGCUGGUAGCUCCCUGCUAGGACUUUGCUUUUCCUGCUAACUCUACCGAUACACGAGGCUCAGCCUGACGGGUAGAGGCCUGUUCGCCAAGCAGCGCACCUUCUCACAUCCUCCGCCUCUUUAUGGUCUCUUCUGGAUCGGGAGUUAGCUGCUGUGGACACAAGCAGUUUAAUUGGAUCUUCCCAGGUGCUAGUUUUGUCUGAGGUGCUGAUGACCAACUUAAACCCUCAAUCACACUAGGCACAGCACUCUGCCACUGAACUACAGCUUUAUAAAUAAGAAAUGGGGAUCAGAAGUUCAAGGCUAGCCUGGGGUAAGAAUUUGAACAAGAAUAAGCAUACUUUCCCCCACUGGUCCCAUCUAGUGUUCCUCAGUGACGAAGGAGUGCUGAGCGGAAUCUACUUCCUGUGCUCCUCGCUUCCACGUGCAUCUUAAAGGUGUAUUUAAACUGUUCUCAAACACUUCUUAUACCUGGCAAAACCUUUAUUAUGUCUGGUCCAAACCCCCAUGUGAAAGAACAAAGUGGUCUCCAAAUUUCCAGGUCAUUGCCUGGAGGGAGAGCUGACAUCUACAGAAAAGUGUCCUCCUUGGAGACAGAGGCUCCUUGAAGGUGAAUUUGCCUCAUCAAAAUCUGACUGCUCUCAGCAGCACAGGUCCAUAGCUGGGAAAAUCUACAUACCCUGCCUACCAAGGUUGGCUUCUAUGCCAUGUGUGGCAGAUGUCCUUGAAGGGGAAAGAAAAUGAUUUCUGUGUAUAACUGCACACAAGGGGUAUUUUGCCACAGUGGAAGUGUCCUAAACUAGCCUUAUCUGAUUGUCAAGCCUUGAAAUGGGAUUAGUGUGACUGGCGAAAGCCAUAAACAUUUCAAGACAUCUUCAAAUGGUCUCAAGUUACCGGUGACAUCACAUCAUCUGAGUAUCAGUUCCUCAAGAGGAAUGGGCAGUCACUGUUGCCAAAUCACUGGGCAGCGGCCAGUAACCUCAGACACCUUGUUGAAGGCAUGCAACACGGAGCCUGGUAAAGAUAUUAUCCAGGAGGAGGCCUAGCUUACACCUCACUUGUUAAAAGUUCACAUUUGGGUCUAAGCAUGGAACUGUAGUAGACCGCCUUCUUUGUCUAUGUUGUGCCACCUCUUGAAGAGCAGCUCUGUUCUUAUUAACUCAGCAGGCUUUUCUAUCCACCUGUGAGCUAGGUUAAUAUGAUGGGACCUCUUAAACACUUAUGUGAGCCUCUAAGAUACAGACCUACCACCCCACGUAACUCCUAAAGUAACAUCCCACUAGGAGGCUGCUUACUAGUCUGGCUGUCUUUCUCCUAUUUUAUAGAUGCUCUGACUAGGGUAGAGUAAGCGACAUUCAGUCUGGUAAGUUAAACUUUUUUUAUUCUAGCCUCAAGGCGGAAGCUGCUUUGUGCUUUGAACACUUGGCUUCCUUGCCCAAGCAGCUUGGUAGAGCAUCAAAGAUGACUUCCCCAUCACACAGGGCUGGAAGUUUGUCCCUUUGUCCCUUUAAUGCCUUACUAUAUAGUCACUUCAGCUUGCUGUCUGUACAUUUCCCUUUGCAGAGGUUAGGCUGUAUGUAGACCUUUGUAUCUUUCCUGUCUUUCCACACAAGCCUAAGCAUGACCUGAAACCCCCAUCCCCCAAGGCUGGAAACAUGCUCUCUGUGGCUUUUGUUUACACAAUGCCAGUUGAUGGCAGGCAGUGCUCAUUAUGGGAUGCUCAACAGAUCCGGCCAUCAAUAAGAGACAGGGUAGAAUCCUUUCAUCCAGCUCUCCCAUAGGUGAUACACUCCACUCCACUCCCCUUAGGCACCUGGUCAGGUAGGUGGGUACAGGCCUGUGUCUACUCUGCAGUCUGCUCUUUAGGCUGGGCCAACCUUGGAGCCACACUUGUCUGUAUCCAAACGCUACUGUCAGUGUUUUGGGGUAACUUGAAAACUUAACUGCCUACCUAGCUGUCUUGAGAUUCCUUUCACUUAGCUCUUGAAGGCCCCUCUACAGUGGGACUGUAAUAACUUCACACGGUGCUUGCCGUUUGCUCUUGAAUCACCCUUACACUUAGCUCCACGAGUAACUGUUCCACAAUCCCAUGUACUCUUGUGGAUCUUGGCCAGGUCACAACACAGAGCAUGUGGCCUGAUGUCUGCCCACGUUUACAAGUGUUUUGGGAACCUCUGGUAUCAUCCCCCCACACCAGAUGGAACAGGCAUCUGUAUUUAAACUUUAUUACAAAAUUAUAAAGCAGAGCUCUGUAACAAAAAAUACACAUUUGGGUAUGCUUACCACCCAGGUGAGAGAAUCAAUGUAAGCCACUUGGAGCUAUACAUUUAUAUCCAAGAGAUCUCAAAUGUGUACAACAUAGACUAUUAAUUCCUUUACAGCUUGUUAGUUUAGAACCGGCUAUUCCAACCAGUCAGCAUCUUUGAAAACUAAGUCUCAACUAAAAUCUUGGCGCAAUCGGCAAAGUCCACAGAAUAAUUGGAAGGAUUAGGUGUUUCCACAUUAAUUAAGACCAAGGAUCCGUGAAGAACAGAAAAAGGGGCUCAGGUAUUUAAAAAAAAAAAUCAGUUUUUCUACCUGAGAUAUUAACUGGAAUGAGUUCCAACUUCCAUUUGGUUUAACAAUAAAAAGGUUAUUUGACA